Symbiodinium necroappetens is the source of this 738-nucleotide messenger RNA. The record is from the annotation of a GenBank genome assembly. Lineage: Eukaryota; Dinophyceae; Suessiales; Symbiodiniaceae.
GUGCAGGCGCUCUUCACGCAGCUAGGGCCCCUCUCGACGGGGAAGUUUAGCUCGCUACGGGUGGCGCUGCUUUUCAAGCCGGGCAACUACAGCUUGGACGUGCCCGUGGGUUUCUACACUCAGGUGCUGGGACUUGGCGAGAGCCCAGAAGAGGUGACGUUCACUGGCCGCCGUGGGGUGUAUGGGCCCAGCGAGGCAGACAACGUGAACUUCAACACGUUCUGGAAGGCCGUCGAAAACGUCGCGAAUCGCCCCACUUCGCAACGUACGACCUGGUCGGUGUCACAAGCCGCGCCCAUGCGACGGGUGAAGGUUCACGGAGACCUGGCCUUCGGGGAGCCCGGAAAGGACGGGCCUUCCGAAGGCAGCGGCGGCUUCGUGGCGAACUUGGAGGUCACCGGCACAGUGGAUCUAGUGCGGCAGCAGCAGUGGCUCAUCCGCAGCUGCAAGGUACGGAACACUACCUACUUCGACAGCCCACCGCGUGCCGUGAACUUCGUGUACGUGGGCACCGAGGGGGCUCCAGCUGAAACGAGCUGCACGAACUCCCUGCAGGAUCCCGUCUCGCCUCAUCCUCAGAAUCUCUUGGUGGAGAAGCCGCCGGUGCUGCUCGAGAAGCCUUACAUCACAGUGGAUGCCAUGGGAAAGUUCAACCUAGCGAUCCCCCGACCGGUCUGGGGACGAAGUGGGCCAAGCUGGGACGAGGCGGACCUCACCGGCUUCGAACACGUCUUUGUG